AAGUAUGAAUCCCAUACAAACAACCGAUUCAUCCUCGUCGGCCCCGCCCUCAGGCAGCAACUCGACAGCGAACGACCCCUUCGUCAAGUGGUGGACCAACUUUAUCAAAGUUGCCAGCAUCCCCUUGGCACUCUUCUUCUUUACGUUGGUCUGUCUUGGCGUGGUUUUGCUUUGCACAAUUUGCAUUUGCAUCCUUCGCAGCUACUGCCGGUACUCCCGUGGGCAAAAGAGGCCAAAGCGUCCGAUAAAAGGCCUCUAUCUGGAUGAGGUCCCGGGUCUAGUUGAUGGUGUUGAAAUAGGAUCAUAUGGCUGCCUCGAGUACUCGCUGGAGUACCACAUGAAUAAGCAGGAACUCAAAGUGGGCCUUACGCAGGCCAUGGACCUGGCCUCGAGGCCAGGCGCAGGCCUGCUCGACCCUUACGUGAAGGUCUUCUUGGAGAUGACCCCUAAUGAAGACGCUUCGGAAGAACUACUUCUCGGCAAGACAACGGUCACCAAGAAGUUCAAGACCUCCGUCCAGAAGCAGACUAACAAUCCCUGCUGGAACGAAGCGUUCAUUUUCAAACUGCCCUACAACACUUUGAAGUGCACUUCGGUUAUAAUGAAUAUCUACGACUAUGAUUCUAUCGGGCUGGACAAUGCGAUUGGUCGGCUUCGUGUUGAC
Messenger RNA from Protopolystoma xenopodis, 664 nucleotides. The record is from the annotation of a GenBank genome assembly. NCBI's taxonomy places the organism in Eukaryota, Metazoa, Platyhelminthes, Monogenea, Polystomatidea, Polystomatidae.